AUGGAGAGAAUCAUUCAGCAAACAGACUAUGAUGCGCUGUCGUGCAAGCUAGCAGCUAUCUCGGCUGGAUACCUUCCUUCGAGUGCCCUACAGAGAUUGCCAGCGGAUCUGGCUAAGAAGUACACACAGUGGCACCGCGAGUAUUUGCUCACUCUCAAGAAAUUUAGCAGGCGGGCCUUUGGGAAAGUGGAUCAGACUAUGCGAUCUUCCUUCCCAGUGAUGAACUACGGAACUUACUUGCGUACUGUGGGGAUAGAUGUGGCCAUAUUGGAUUUUCUGGAUGCGAAUGAAAAAGUUCAAGUUGUCAACCUGGGUUGCGGUUCAGAUUUACGAAUGUUGCCCUUGUUGAUGAUGUUUCCUCAUGUGAGGUGUGUAGACAUUGACUAUAGUGACUCAGUGCAGCUGAAAAAUAAAAUACUGCGUGAGAAUGGAACUUUGCGUAAUGACCUUGACUUGUCAGAAGAUAGUGCCGACUCAUCACCGGUUUUGGUAGAUCAGGAAAGGUAUAAACUCAUUGCGUGCGAUUUAAACGACAUCUUAGAAACAACUCGCCUGUUGAAUACGUGUACCAGCGGCGACAUUCCCACUAUCAUAAUAUCCGAAUGCUUACUGUGCUACAUGCAUGAAAAGGAGUCUCAACUGCUCAUACACGCGGUCUCAGCGAAGUAUGCCCACGGACUAUGGAUAUCGUACGACCCCAUUGGCGGUUCUCAGCCCAAUGAUCGGUUUGGCACCAUUAUGCAGUCUAAUCUAAGGGAAUCGAGAAAUUUGGAAAUGCCCACUUUGAUGACUUAUAAUUCCAAGGAGAAAUAUGCUUCAAGAUGGCCCGAAACUCUGAACGUUAUCAUCAAUGAUAUGUGGGAAGUUUUAAAUACACAAAUUCCCGAAAUUGAGAGGAAAAGAUUGAAAUCUUUACAAUUCUUGGAUGAAUUAGAGGAACUAAAAGUCAUGCAAACCCAUUAUAUCCUCAUGAAAGCCGAAUGGUGA
Messenger RNA from Saccharomyces eubayanus, 987 nucleotides. It is a transcript of the gene PPM1, whose product is annotated as leucine carboxy methyltransferase. NCBI's taxonomy places the organism in Eukaryota, Fungi, Ascomycota, Saccharomycetes, Saccharomycetales, Saccharomycetaceae. Bases 1 to 987 code for a protein of 328 amino acids. Gene Ontology annotation, biological process: C-terminal protein methylation. Gene Ontology annotation, molecular function: protein C-terminal leucine carboxyl O-methyltransferase activity. The record is from RefSeq and is a predicted model, not a curated record. The transcript has a single exon.